Messenger RNA from Mytilus trossulus (common blue mussel), 10448 nucleotides. Its product is annotated as WD repeat-containing protein 81-like. The transcript is spliced from 26 exons. Gene Ontology annotation, biological process: aggrephagy. NCBI's taxonomy places the organism in Eukaryota, Metazoa, Mollusca, Bivalvia, Mytilida, Mytilidae. Gene Ontology annotation, molecular function: phosphatidylinositol 3-kinase regulator activity; protein binding. Bases 88 to 5862 code for a protein of 1924 amino acids. Gene Ontology annotation, cellular component: mitochondrion. The record is from RefSeq and is a predicted model, not a curated record.
UUGAUUUCCCACCCACCAUUUGUCCGAAUGUCAACAAUCAAAGAUGUAAAAAGACAACAUAUGCAAUCUUCUGUUACUUAACAGAAGAUGGAUAGUGCUUACGGAAUUUCAGAGGUUUUAAAUAUACCAGGGAAUCACAUAAAAUGGCUGUCAAAGACCAGAACUGUUUGUUUGGUACCAGAUUCAUGGUUACACAGUGUUGUUGAGAGAACAUUGUCUGCAUAUAGAUGGAACAAUGAGCUAUGUUUAUCAGACUGUGACCAGUAUCUUGCCUUGUCCAAGACCACGAUUCCACAUCCUUGGAAAAGAAUAUCUAUAAAAAUUUGUCAAAAGUCAGAUGAUUUGAUAUCCGGAUUACCAGAUGGACCCCUCAUACAUAGUCCUGAAACCAGCAGUUCUUUACAUGGUCAUCUAAGUGAAAUCAACAGGGAUAAUUACCUCAAUCUUUGGGCCAAGAAAUACUAUGAUGUACAACCCAAGCAGGCAGUAUCUGAUAAACUAUUACAAAAGAAAUGUGAUGUCCUUCAACAUUAUUUGGAAAGACUUUAUCCAGAGCAGAUGGCAGACUUGAAAACCAGCAGGCAAAGUUCAGUUACCCAUAUAUCAUCUAGUCCUUGUUCAUUACAGAACAUUUUACAUGUAAUCAAGAUAUAUGAGACAGACGAUGCCUUUUAUGUGAUACAGCCAUUUGUGCUUCAUAAUAUUCAGAAUGUUAUAGCCUUCAGUCCUGCUGUUUUCAAAUCUUCUAUGACCAAACCACUGUUUGUUCUUUAUCAGUUACUACAUUUGCUUAAUCAGUUGCACAAAAAGGGAUUAAUUCUUGGUAAUGUUAGCUUACAUGAUGUACUCUGUGAUGAGAAACUAUGGAUUUAUACUUCAGGUUUGCAAUUUGAAAAUAUUUUGGAGAUUUUACAAUCAAAACAAAAUGGGCCAGAAAUAGUUGGCAAGGAUAAUUUACCUUCAAGAACAACACGAAAUCAAAAUGUAAAAUCUGAAAUAGACAGUAAAAAGAUUUUAAAUAUUCAGAGAACAGACAUAUGUAAUGAAGCAUCAAAUAGCAAAAGGAUUUAUUCUGAUCAAGAUCAUUCAGGUGUUUCAAUAGUUAGGGAGCAUCCUAUGUGUUCAAGGCUAAUCAGUGAAUCAGACAGUUUAGUAGAAGAUGCUAGAAUGUUUUUACAGUCUAAUUAUACAAGAAAAUACUCGGUACAUAACUUGCCAACUUUAGUAGAAGAUUGGGUACAUAAAAGAAUUACAAACUUUAAAUAUUUGAUGGUUUUGAAUCAUUUAGCAGGCAGAAGAAUGUCUGAUCCAAAUAAUCAUCCAAUACUUCCAUGGGUUAUGGAAUUUUCAUCAACUGAAGAAGAGUUUGAUAUGAGGGAUUUAACAAAGAGUAAAUACAGACUUACUAAAGGUGACAACCAACUGGAUUUAACAUUUGAAUCACACACGUUUUUCAAAGAUAAUAUUCACAUUCCCCAUCACGUAUCAGACAUUUUGUCAGACAUUACAUACUAUGUGUACAAAGCUAGAAGGACUCCUAAAUCCAUUUUGUGUUCACAUGUCCGCCCUAAAUGGGUUCCUAAUGAGUAUCCUCUGAGUAUGAUGCGCAUGUAUAAUUGGUCUCCAGAUGAAUGCAUUCCAGAAUUUUACACAGAUCCAUUAAUAUUUUCAUCAAUUCAUGAAGAUUUGCCAGAUUUAGAAUUGCCGGUUUGGUGUACAACCCCAGAAGAAUUUAUAGUCAAGCAUAUGGAGGUUUUGGAGAGUGAUAAAGUUUCUGAGAACCUACAUCAAUGGAUAGAUCUCACCUUUGGAUUCAAGUUAUCAGGUAUUGUGGCUGUGAAGGAGAAGAAUAUCAACCUCCAGCUUGUAGAUGACCAUAAAAACAUUACAAAUCAUGGGGUAGUACAACUGUUUACAGAACCACACCCUUACAGAAUACCCAAACAACUAGCUAAUAAACCUGAACCUCCAAAGAUUGCUAAAAAUGUUUUGUGGUCACAGAUACAUGGUUUAGAAGAAGCUGCCCUCCCUGGAGACAGAAGAAUAGGAUCAUUUUCACAAACAGCACAGAGACCAGAAACAGCCACUGUUAUAUUACCCAGAUAUUAUGAUCCUUUGGCAAGUCUGAAUCAGCUAGAGGUCCUUUAUAACUUAACAAGUCACAACAUGGGGCAGAUACCACCAAAACUACAACAGGAGGAAGAAAACAAACUACCAGAUAAUGCAGCUCAUGUGAUGAGAGAUAUGUAUGUGUUUGGAUGUCUGAUGUGUGAACUGUUUCUCCAACCAGUCCUCUACAUGGAGGAAUCAAACGCACCUCUACACAAAAGAUGGAAGCUGAUAUGUAAAUACUGUACAGAAAAUACUGCUUUGGUUCCAAAGUCAAUUCAGAGAGCAGUUGAAAUUUUGUUGAACAUGGAACAUUACAGAUCAAAACCAGAUAACACAGAUUUUACUUACCCAGUAAUAACUAGUGCAGGGAUGUCCCCACCUACUCCUUCACAACUGUUAUGUCCCAGCGUUGGUAUACUACCGUUUCCUGAUUACUUCCCCUUAAUGUUUGAGACCAUCUGCAAACUAAAAGAUAUAGACAGAAAACUUGAAAAAAUAGGAAUUGAAAGUCAGUCAAAUUUAAUUGAAAAGCAGAAAUUGCUUAAGGUGACUGCAAGAGAAAAGGUCACUGUUAUGCAAAAAUACUUAGAGAAGAUUGGUGGAACACUUAACGAAGAAGGCAUUGAACUGUUACUCCCACAUAUAGAAGAGCUAUUUGCUAAUGAAGACACCAGUGUUCAGGCUGCUUGGUCACUCUUUAAUCUGCUUGGGCUUGAAAUUGACUCAAAUCAAAUGAAGAGACAGUUUUUACCAUACCUGGUUAAAUUAUACCAUGUAGAUAAUCCAACCCCUAAAUACAUGAAAAUAUACCACAAAAGUUUCAUUGUACAAUUGAUUUUAAGAUUAGGAUUGGAUUCAUUCCUUAGUAAUUUCUCUACAACAUUAGUAGAGGCAGUGGCUGGGUACAAGGAUUAUGUUUUUGAAGAUUUAUACACAGAGCAAUCAGAUAUGGAAUCUUUUCUAGAAAAAAGUUCAUUGCACUUACCUGUCCUAAAGGAAGAAAAUGGAAAAUUGGGGACCAGUCCAGGACAGUCAGGAACCAGUCUGUCUGAAAAUUGCAAUUCAAAUAUGCGAACCCCUGACGAUGUAGAUGAUAUUGAAGAUGAAAUAGGUGAUGAUGGGUCUAGAGAUUUAGAUAACCAAUCAAAUUCUGGUGAUAGUUUGAAUGAUGCAGAAAGGGUUUCGUUACAGAGUUAUGAUGGAGCAAUGGACAAAAAAGAUUAUGAGGACAAGGAAUCAGUAAACAGCUUGUCAGCAGCUAAUGAUUAUGAAGAAGAGGAAGAGGAAAAUAUUCUGCAAUUUCAGGUUUCAGAGGAAGUUGAAGAAGAAGAAGUCUCAUCUGGUCCUGAUCAAGAAGAUAAGGGCAGAUCUUGUCUUGAUGAACCCUACCCCAAAAAGAAGCCCAUUCCAACAAAUAUGAAUAAUAAUGGACCAGGAACACAUAUGAUUAGGAGUGAAACUGAUGAAUUUGCAAAAACAAUGUCAGAUAGGACUGCUUCAGAAGUUGUCAAUAUUAGAGAUGUUUCUAUGGAAACCAUUAAAUGGCUUUCUCAUAGAAUUGGUCCCUUUUUAACUGCAAAGUAUUUAUCCAGAAAUCUACUAAGAAUGAUGGUGUUAUGUUACCUUGGAGAAGAGCAAUUGAUGUCUAUUGAAGAUAAAGAAGAUAAACUGAAGACUUCCAGAUAUAUACUUGGAGACAGACAUGCAGAGAAAGUGAUUGGCUCUUUGAUGUUUAUUGCCAAGUUGUAUGGUGAACAAGUAAUACUUCUACAAUAUAUCCCAUCUAUUGUGGAUAUAGUUUAUGUAGCCAAGAAAAGAUUAACAAAUAAAGCAGAAGCUGGAUUGGUUAGCUCCCUUGUUUUACUUCGACAUAGUAUACCACUAUUAUCAGACACUAGGUUGAUGGAUAUUUUAAAGGAAACCAUUGUGAAGGAGAUUCUACAACAAGUGAUUAGAGUGGUGUCAUCCCCAUCCCACAACUUCCCUAGUGGUAGUACCAUGAGGACUGUCAUUUGCCAUAAGUUCAUCGAUGUUGUCUACAUCCUGGGAAUCCGAAUUGGCUUUGAGAUGACAAGACAACAUAUGACUAAAUUGUUACAGAACUUCUUUGUCUGUUUUAAUCCAGUCAAUGACACACAAGGAGAUGCUUGUAACUCUCCACAGACUUUGAAACAUGUCAAAUCAAAUGCAUCAAUGGAUGACUAUUUUUGUCACAUAAAAAUAGAUGAUUCCACCCAAGAGUAUACUAUAGGUACCCCUGUCAGUAUGAUGAGCUUUACUAAAUCAUUGUCUCCUCAGAUCAGUCCUCUUAAAAGAAGACAGCCUCAUAGUCUCUCUACUAGCUCAGAUGACAAAGAUGAAUCUUCAGAAGCAGCACAAGGAAAAGAUGUCAAAAAAGAAAUGGAAGGUGUCUUCAAUUCUGAAUUAGCAAUGGCAUCAUACAUACCAUUUUGUAGAAUAUUUGGAAGUAUACAUAUGGAGAAAUGUUUACCAAAUGAAGACUUGAUCAGACAGUUAUGUUCUCAGUAUGAUAAUACAUUGGGUGAAACUAAUGGUGUAGAAGAAACUGAUACAAGUACCAAAACAGAUGAUACCAAUGUAGAAUUGUUAGGAAAUAAGAUUAACUUACAACAGGAAAAAAAUCAACCCGCUUUGAACUUUGAGUUGAUGUCUAUUGGACCAAUACAUAGGAAUUCCAAAAUAUUGUCACUGGAUCCUGAGCUUACAAAAAGUGCAGACAUGGAGAAACACAAGAGAAGACAUUUAAGGGGAAACUGGCUUGCCUACUGGGAACAUGAAUUAGGUUUAAGUGAAAGAGAUACCCUUUUCAACUUUAAACAGAUAAAACUUCAAACCUUUGAAGGUCACAAUGGCAGCAUAAAAACAUUGACAACCCUUGACAACGAAAAUUCAUUUAUUAGUUCGAGUAAAGACAGAACUGUUAAAUUGUGGUCAGUCAAAAGCUGUGGUGAUGGUGUAGCAAAAAUCAGAUGCCACUGGACUUACAGAGAGCACAAGAAGUCUAUAUAUUCUAUUGUUUUUCUUGAAUCAGUCAGACUGGUCGCAUCUUGUGACAGUUCAGUCCAUAUUUGGGACCCAUUCACACAGGAUAUCGUAAGAAAUCUAGAUUCUAACAGAUAUAGUCCUGUAACUGCUAUGGCUUCACUCCCAGCUCCUUCAACUAUGGUGUUAACUGCUAAUACUGAUUCUCAACUCAGGUUUUUAGAUCUCAGGACAGUUGGCUAUGCACAUGAAUACAGAUGUUCUACUGCAUCAGCAGGUUUAAUUCGAUGUAUGGCUGUAAGUCCAGACAGUCAAUGGGUAGCAAUAGGAUUUUCUUCAGGGAUCAUGUCACUGCUAAAUCUAACAACUGGUAUUAUGUUAGGAACCUGGAAGGCUCAUGAAGGGGAGAUUAUUCAGAUGAAAGCUUACAGUAAUAAUAAGUUUAUAUCAUGUUCCUACGACCAGACAGUCAAAGUUUGGAAUGCUGAUGACAUCAAAGAUGUUUUUAUACUUAAAGGUCACACAGAACCAGUGCAUUGUAUAUCUCUGUACAAAAAUCAGGUUUUGACUGCCACUACUGGUAACAAGAUAGGGGUACAUUCCACUGCUGAUGAACAGGCUAUGUUUACAUCAGAGAAGAUGAGAUCAGAUACAUUUAAAGGUGUAUUAACCAGUAUGGCUCUCCUACCAUUGAACAGAAUGUUAUUGCUGGGAGCUGACAAUGGAUCAAUAAGAUUAUUUUGUUAGCCUUUAACAACUAAAUCAUGAAGACCAUUUAGUCAUUCGAUAUUCAGCCAUAUGAGAAUGUAUUUUAACUAUGACAACUUCAUGAUUUUCUCUGUCAGAACAUCUUUUGAACCUGUCAGAAGUCAACUAUUAUGCCAGUUAUUGAUGCAACUUAGUUAAUCAGAUAAAUCUUGCUUGUUAUAUAUCCCAGGACAUAUUUUACUUUUAUUUGCCACAAAUGUCUAUCUGCUCAUAUGUAUUAUUUGUAAAAAGUAAAGUGACCUAAUCGAUUUGUUUUUAUUAUGCAAUUAUUUUUUAUUUUUAUCUAUUUAUUCUUAAUUUGAAUAUUGUUUUCAUCAAGCCAGUACUAGUGCAAUAUAAGAAAAUUUAGUUUUGAAGAUUGUAUAUAUAUGUCAAAAUUAUUUUUGUUGUCUUGUCCAUGUUACCCGUAGAUUAGUCUAAUUACAAAUGUUUGAUAUCAGUACAAUAUUAUUUUAACGGUAUUUACUCUUGUUUUCUGGAUUUCACUGUAUUGCUUUCUGUUAAUUUUUCCUUAUCAGAAUAACAAAAGCAAACUCUUAUAUGUAUGUGAACAUUUUACACAAUUAAACAAAUGUAUUUGUAUUAUGGAUCAUUGUAAAUAGAUUAAUAUCCAUUAGUUAUUGUUGACUAUGCAUAAUGAGGAUUUGCAGAGAAAAUUAUAUUUGUAUAUGGAGUAUCUUUUUGCUAUGCUUAAUUCAAUUCCUCUGCACAAAACGUUUAUCUAUUUAUUCACAAAGCCAACGUAUUUGGCUAAACUAGCAUGCUGUUUUAGGUAUGCUUAUUUGGUUUUGUAUCAAAUAUCAAACAUGAAGAAAAGAUUUUUAUGCCCAAACUACAAUAGUAGGGGGGCAUUAUGUUUUCUGGUCUGUGUGUCUGUUCGUCUGUCCCACUUCAGGUUAAAGUUUUUGGUCAAGGUAGUGUUUGAUGAAAUCAACUUGAAACUUUGUACAUGUGUUCCAUAUGAUAUGAUCUUUCUAAUUCAAAUGCCAAAUUAGAUUUUUGACCCCAUUUUCACCGUUCACUGAACAUAGAAAACGAUAGUGUGAGUGGGGCAUUCAUGUAUUAUAGACAAAUACCUGUUCUUUUUAUUAAUUUAAAAUUUUAAUUUACAAAUAUUCAGGUACUUAUUUGCCAAAAUCAUGUUCUUGUGUUAAAUAUUGUACUUAAAAAAUAGUCUGAUUGUAUUAUUUGCUUACAUAAUAACUAAAGAAAAACCUAUGCAGUCUCCGGCUGAUAAGCAUUAACCCUUUCCUCCAUAGUGACACCUUUUGACGCCACCCCCUUUACUCCAUAAUGACGCCUUUUGACACCUGUGUAGUACCUCAGUUGAAACGCUUUGACUACGAUGUGUCUGGAGUAGACUAAAUAAAAUUUGUCUCCAAUAUGUAAAGGAAUAUCAUAAGAAUAUCCGACUUAAAUUUAUUUGAUGAAAUAUUUGUUUUUCCCAAUCCAUUAAUACUUGAAAACAUAUUAUCAAAAUUUUAUUGCAAAAUCCUAUGCGAAUCGAGUAUGCAAAAAAAAAAGUUCAAUGGAGGAAAUGGUUAAGGGCCUAUCCAAGUUUAUUUCUGAAGGUGAGAAUGUUUUCCCUACAACAUAUAAAGGCUAUUUUUUACCUGCUAUCAAAUAUGUAAUAAAAAAUAUACCUUCAUGUGCUUCUUUUUGAGUAAAAUGAGGUCGAAAUUUCAGAUAUUUGCUAAAAAUUUUGACUUGUGGAUGUAUUUUUUCUGCAGACAGAAACUUUUUUGGUUCUAAAAGAUAAACACGGACUGGUUUUUUGUUAAGUUCUUUUUUAUAUAAGUAUCCCAUAAAUUUAGGAAAUAUUUUGUUUAGAAAUAACUAAAAUUUAUCAAAUGUUCAUGAAUGUAGAACAAACAUAAUUUUUUGCUGUAUAUUUAUCAAAUUUAAAAAAAAUUGCAUCAUUGACUAUUUCAUGUCAUGAAAUUUUAUACAAAUAAUCUUCAUACAUAAUUAAACUUUAAAUUUUUUCUCGAUAUGUCACAGUUUGAUGAAGUGAAAUUUAACAUUUUAUGUUAGCAAUGCAUUACCUCCCCUGUAACUGUAUCUUAUGCCCUUAAAAAGAUAUUGGAAAUUCAGACAUUAUGUCCUAUUGAAAAGUAAAUAAUAUUGGAAAUUAGAUUGUAAGCCAACUCAAACAAUAUUUAUUGUUAGACUUUUUAAAACCUUAUACCACAGGAUUAUAUCAGCAAAUUCUUUGAUUCUUUUAUCAGCACUUUCAACAAUUUUACAGUAGUUAUGCCCCUUGGAAUAAAACUUAUAUUGAAAAUUGCAUUCAAUUUUAGGAACUGGUGCCAUAUUGUCAUAGGAUAUUUAUGAAAAAUUUUAAAAGAAUAGAAAGAUAUUUAUUGGAGUUAUAACCCAAAGACAGAUCAAACAUUUGAAUGCUGUUAUUAUUUUCAAGUUGUUUUUUAAGAUCAUUCAGUAUAUAUUUAUAUUUUAGUUGUUAAAAUGAAUUAUAGAUCAUGACAAUUUUCUUACCCUACAUAUUUAUUUUGUGAAAGAUGCAAGUGUAACUUUCCAUUCGCAAGUUUAAGUGUAUUACAUUGGUAAUUAUUUUAUAUAAUUUUCUACAAACUUCAUUCCAUUCGCAAGUUUAAGUGUAUUACAUUGGUAAUUAUUUUAUAUAAUUUUCUACAAACUUCAUUCCAUUCACUUUCAUUUUUAAACGACCGCAAAAUUUGAAAAAUUUUCGUCCUAUAUUGCUAUCACGUUGGCGUCGUGGUCUGCGUCGUCGUCCGUAUACUUUUAGUUUUCGCACUCUAACUUUAGUCAAAGUGAAUAGAAAUCUAUUAAAUUUUAACACAAGGUUUAUGACCACAAAAGGAAGGUUGGGAUUGAUUUAGGAGUUUUUAUCCCAACAUUUUAGGAAUUAGGGGCCAAAAAGGGCCCAAAUAAGCAUAUUUAAUUUUUUUCGCACAGUAACUUUAGUUUAGUAAAUAGAAAUCUAUGAAAUUUUGACACAAGGUUUAUAACAUCAAAAGGAAGGUUGGGAUUGAUUUUGGGAGUUUUGGUUUUAACAGUUUAGGAAUUAGGGGCCAAAAAGAGGUCCAAAUAAGCAUUUUUCUAAGUUUUUAAGUAAAUAGAUAUCAAUUGGAGUUAUCUUUCUUUGUACAGAAUAGUAGUUGAAUCAACUUUUUUGCACCAUAACUUUAGUAUAAAGUAAAAUCACAAAAAUACUGAACUCAGAGGAAAAUCAAUUUGGAAAGUCCAUAAUCACAUGGCAAAAUCAAAACGCAUCAAAAACGAAAGGACAAGAACUGUCAUAUUCCUGACUUGGUACAGGCAUUUUCAAAUGUAGUGAAUGGAAAUCUUUGAAAUUUAAUCAGAAGGUGUAUGACCUCAAAAGGAAGAUUGGUAUUGAUUUUGGGAGUUUUGAUCCCAACAGUUUAGGAAUUAGGGGCCAAAAAGGGGUCCAAAUAAGCUUUUUUUUUGGUUUUCGCACCAUGACUUUAGUAUAAGUUAAUAGAAAUCUAUGAAAUUUAAGCACAAGGUUUAUGACCAUAAAAGGAAGGUUGGUAUUGAUUUUGGGAGCUUUGGUCCAAACAGUUUAGGAAUAAGGGGCCCAAAAGUACCGAAAAUUAAACUUUGUUUGAUUUCAUAAAAAAUUGAAUAAUUGGGGUUCUUUGAUAUGCCGAAUCUAACUGUGUUUGGAGAUUCUUAAUUUUUGGUCUCGUUUUCAAAUUGGUCUACAUUAAGGUCCAAAGGGUCCAAAAUUAAACUUAGUUUGAUUUUGACAAAAAUUGAAUCCUUGGGGUUCUUUGAUAUGUUAAAUCUAAAAAUGUACUUAGAUUUUUUAUUAUUGGCCCAGUUUUCAAGUUGGUCCAAAAUAGGGUCCAAAAUCAAACUUUGUUUGAUUUCAUCAAAAAUUGAAUAAAUGGGGUUCUUUGAUAUGCCAAAUUUAACUGUGUAUGUAGAUUCUUAAUUUUGGUCCUGUUUUCAAAUUGGUCUACAUUAAAGUCCAACGGGUCCAAAAUUAAACUUAGUUUGAUUUUAACAAAAAUUGAAUUCUUGGGGUUCUUUGAUAUGCUGAAUCCAAACAUGUACUUAGAUUUUUUUAUUAUGGGCCCAGUUUUCAAGUUGGUCCAAAUCAGGAUCUAAAAUUAUUAUAUCAAUUUUUCUCAUUUGAAUUUCAUAAAUAAAAAGAAAUUCCUUCAAGCAUUUUUUUGAGAGGAUUAAUAUUCAACAGCAUAGUGAAUUGCUCAAAGGCAAAACAAAAAUUUUAAGUUCAUUAGACCACAUUCAUUCUGUGUCAGAAACCUAUGCUGUGUCAACUAUUUAAUCACAAUCCAAAUUUAGAGCUGUAUCCAGCUUGAAUGUUGUGUCCAUACUUGUCCCAACCGUUCAGGGUUCAACCUCUGCGGUCGUAUAUAGCUGCGCCCUGUGGAGCAUCUGGUUCAACUUUACACUUGUUUAUGUCAAUAGUAGUUUUCAUUAAGUUAAAUAUUGCUGAAUCAGCAAUACAGUGUUCUGUUUUUGUACUUUUGUUUACUUAAUGUUAUUGGUUUAUAAUGAAGAAAUUUUAUGAAUAAACAUCAAAUGUUCAGCUC